Closterium sp. NIES-65 is the source of this 1998-nucleotide messenger RNA. Lineage: Eukaryota; Viridiplantae; Streptophyta; Zygnematophyceae; Desmidiales; Closteriaceae. The record is from the annotation of a GenBank genome assembly.
AUGUCGACUAAACUGCAGGUCUCGAAGUCUGGGAAGAAAAACUCUGCCAAAGGUGUCUCGGCACGAUCUCCCAGCAAGGUCAAGCAGACUACGAAGAAAAAGGGAACUGUCGGUUCGCCGAAAUCCAGGUCAUCUAGCGGUGAGGGCCCACCUGGGGGCGAUAUUCGCAAGUCCAACCGCCCUCGAAAGGCGAGAGUGUGGUACGCAGAAGGUGCGGAUGCUACCGAAGAAGACGCUGAACCUGUUACAGCUGCGCGGAACAAACGACAGGGCGACGAUUUGGACGAGGCAGAGGCCAACGGCAAGUCGGGAGACAAGGCCGAGGCUGAGGACGAGGCUGAGGCCGAGGCUGAGGAUGAGGCUGAGGAUGAGGCUGAGCACGAGGCUGAGCACGAGGCUGAGCACGAGGCUCCACACGAGGCGGAGGAGGAUGCGGAGGAAGAUGAGGAGGAAAAGGCGGAGGAAGAGGCGGAGGAAGAGGCGGAGGAAGAGGAAGAUGGGGAGGCGGAGGAUGAAGAGGGUGGGGAGUCCGGCAAUGAGUUGGAAGAUGAGUCCGGGGACGAGCCGUCGGACGAGGAGGGUGGAGAGUCGGACGAUGAGCAGGGGGAUGAGGAGGAGGCAGUGGAGAGGAAUGAGAAAAACGGUACGGCGGAAGUGCCUGCCUGCGCGGAUGCUCAUAAGCCUGAGGUCACGAAAAAAACAAGCUUUGACGAGAUGCUGGAAGAGCAGGAUGACAGUGAAGGUGAUGCCGUGGAGGAUGAGGCUGUGGCAGAGGAACGAGCUUUGCUGCUUGGGAAGCUGAAGGCACUUGAUGAGAUCCAGGAACCCGUUGUGAGCUCGAAGCUCGCUGGAAAGGGUGCGAAAGCACAGUCGCGUUCAGGACCCUCUAAGGUUCCGGCUAAGCCACCUCCAGGGAGACAUGCUGUCGCCAUGGCUAAGGGUAAGGAGAAAGUGGUGGAGAAAGUGGUGGCGAAAGAGAGUAGCCCUGGUGGAAAGACGAAACGGGAGGAGUCCGCCUUGGUGGUUGGAGGUGCAUCAAAAAAGCGAAACACCGAUGAAGUUGCGGGCAAAACGAAGGCAACUCCAAAAGCAGCAGGCGUUGGGGCAAGAGGGGUAAAGGCUAAAGCGGGCGGUGGGGCUAAAGUGACCGCUAAGAAGGGCAACACCAAAACCGAUGGCACUGUCCCAUCUUUUCUCUGUAGUCCCAUCCCUGUUGUCCCUAUCCUUGCCGUACCCUAUCCUCCCAUCCCUGCAGUCCCAUCCCUACCGUCUAAGGGAGUGAGGCAAUACCUAAACCCUGACUCCCUUCUGCCUGCCUGCCCCUCUCCCCUCAACCCGAAACCCCACUUGCUUCCCUGUCCAGGUCUAAGGGGGUCUAGUGAGGUGACGAUUUACCUAAACCCUGACUCCCCUCUGCCUGCCUGCCCCUCUCCCUUCAACCUUAAACCCACCUGCUUCCCCAUCCAGCAUCCAGGUCUCAGGGGGUCUAGUGAGGUGACGAUUUACCUAAACCUUGACUCCCCUCUGCCUGCCUGCCCCUCUCCCUUCAACCUUAAACCCACCUGCUUCCCCAUCCAGUUCGAGUGGCCAAUCCUUAACAAUGCGCCCGAUGGGAAGUUGAGCGGCAAGUGGGAGUACAAUCGGAUCCAGUACGAGGAGAUGUGCACCCGUGUGAAGCAGGAGGUCGAGAUCGCUGUCAUGGACCAUGGUGUCCCAUACGCCAGCAACACGAACACAUUCAACUUCCCCAACGGCGUCUACAUCGACGCGUCUGACAUGGAGACCCUUGUCAGCAGGGUGCAGAUAACUUUGUUGCAUCACUCACCAUCUCUUCCGUCCCCUUCCCCUUCCUCCCAUCUCUUCCGUCCCCUUCCCCUUCCUCCCAUCUCUUCCGUCCCCUUCCUCCCGUCUCUACUGUCCCCUUCCUUCCGUCCCCCAUGCCUCUUUGCGCAGGCAGCACGACCUGCACCAGCCCGGGUUGUCACCCCCAACCCGUGA